AUGCCUCAAGAGAAUGGACACAAGUUGAAUCGGCAUUCGGCUCGAUCAGCACAUUCACGUGCUAGUUCUAAUAAUUAUGAAAAUAGUACUGAUAGAAUUCGACGAAAUCAAGAAAUUAAAGAACGUGGAUAUUAUUCCGAAUUAGCAACAGUUGAUCCUGAUUCAACAUUUGAAAUUGCUCGACAAGCACCAGCUGCACAUGAUGAUGUUUUACGAGAAACAUUUCGUAUGUCUAAUACAGCUCGAGCAAGUAUUUUUGAUUUGCAAGGAAUUGAUAUUGCACAAAUAUUGGCUAAUAGUAAAGAAGGAGAAUUUACUACUGAAUUUAAACGAAGUGAAGUAUAUUUGGAAAAAACAUUUGAACCAAAAGUAUUCAUGCCAUUUUAUACGGCACCUUAUACAUUACCAAGAAAAGUUGAAAUUGAACGACGAAAACGUCUCUAUCUUUCACUUGAUUUACCUACAUUACUCGAAGAACGAAAUAUUGAUACAAAUAAACUUAUGCCAAAAUAUGUACCAGCUGAUAAACCAGUUACAUUGAAUAUGCCAAAUGAAGAUCCAGCACCAUUUGAUCCAUUUUUACCAUUGUAUUAUUUUGAUGAUACUGAUUUUGAAAUUUGGACACCAGAAACAUGGCUUGCUUUAGGUCAUGAUCCAUUUACGGCUUUAAAUAAACCAUUACCGGGUAUUGCCCUUUUACCUGAUAAACCACAAUCGGAGAUUAAAGAUAUAAAAGAUAGUCAUUUAAAUUUUCAUUGGCAUAAUGUCAGUAUUCAUGAAUAUGAUGCUGAAAAACAAUUAUGGCUUGUAACACCUGAUAAUAGAGAACAUGAAGUAUUUGAUAUGUAUCGUCCAGCAAAACAAAGUCGUAAACAAAUGGAAGCUAUUGAAGGUGAACAGCCGGCAACGCCACAUUCAGCUACUAAUGGUCAUAAUCAUGAACAUCCAAGUGGUACUCAUGGUCGCUAUUGGAUACCUCGUAUACAAUUACAUUUUCUUGCUGAAGAUCCACGUAUAUUUGCUGAUCGAGUUACUAAAGCUUAUCUUGAUCGAAAACGUACUGAAGCUGAACUUCGUUCUACAUUAUUUAUUGAUUGUAUGCCAACUGAUGGUAUUGGUAAACUUGAUGAUGAACGUAUAAAGCGAAUGAUUGAAUUAACUAAAACUGGUGCUAUAUCAAAAACAGUUAAAGAUGAACUUGUUACACCAAUUGUUGAAGAAGUAAAUCUUGAUUAUGCUCGUACAAUGAAUACAAUGGUAUUUGAAGAAGUUACACAAUCAGAUCCAAUAUCAUUUGCAUUCAUAACAUUACCAAUAAAACAACGUCGACUUGUUCCACCUUCGGGUUGUAUUGGUAUACCUGAAUAUUCAUUUAAUGAUGUUUUUGAUCGAUUUAAAUUUAUUUCAUUAUUAACAUCAAAAUCAGCUAUUGAUGCAUUAAAACUUGUUCGAACUGAAUGUGAUUAUGUUAUUAAUAAUUUAAGUUUAUUACAAAAAAAUUUCCCAAAACAUGUUAAACUUGAUGAAUUUGAAAGUAUGCAAGUUAAUCAAACAUCAACAACACAUAUGUAUUUAACUGAUACAUGGAAAAAUAAUCUUCGUCAAGGUAUUAAAACACAAUUUAUCGAUGUUGGACGCGGAUGGUAUAAUAUAAAUGAAUCAGAUUUUCAUAUAUAUAAAGUAUCGAAAUUAAAAAAAUUUAUUGAACGUGUUAAAUUUAUGAUGCAAGAUACACUCAGAUUUCUCGUACAAGAAUCAUGUCAGAAUUAUGUUCGAAUGAUAACAGAUGCCUGUACACCUAUCUUACAUUUGAAAGAAGAUUUUAAAUGGCCUAAAGAUGAUUUAGCUAAUAGUCCAUAUAAACCACCGAAAAAUCCAUUAUUUCAUUUGGAUUUAACUAUUGAUCAAGUUGGUCCACGUUAUGUAACAUCUUAUGAAAAUUUUCCUAAUAUUAUCUUGGGAGCAUUUGAUCGAGCAAUUUUACAAACACAAGCUAUUCCACAAAUCGAAAAAGAUGUUAUGGAAAAUAUUUUUUGGGGUGGUGAAAUGUUACGAUUAGAAUCAGUUGCUUUACAAGAAAAGAAAGUUAUUGAAUGGAGAGAAACAUUACAAAAAGCUGUUCAUGCUUCACUUAUACCUUUAAAAGCUUAUGCUGAAGCGUAUGAAAUAUAUGUACCACUAAUGAAUCUUAAUAUUGAUCAUUAUACAAAAGAUUUUGAAAAAACCGAAAAAUCAAUUGAAGAAUAUCGAAAUGAAAUAUUAAUUCAUGUUAAUGAAAAAGAUAAACUUGAAAAAAGUAUUCCAACAUCGAUUGUUAUUGGACCUUAUUUUGUAUUUGCCCAAAAACUACGUGAAGCUUUAUCAAAUAAAAGAAAAGCAUUAAUUGAAGCUUUAUUAUUAAGUCAAACAAAACGAGCUCGAUCAAAAACAGAAGAAUUAAAUGAUACAUUCCGUGAUAUUCAACGAAAAUUAUAUGAAAAACCGAAUAGUGCUGAAGAUUUAUCUGAACAUCGUGAAUGGAUGAAAUCAGUACCAGAACAAGUUGAUGAUAAAAAAGAUGAUAUUCAAAAAAUACUUGAAGAAUUUACAGUACUUGAUGAAUUCUUUUAUAAUUUAAGCAACGAAGAUUUUCAAUUGAAAUAUGGUUUAUUAUCAUGGCCAUGGAAACUUCGAACAAUGCUUGAAGCAGUUGAAGAACAACAUAAAGAAGAUGAAGAUAGAUUUAAAAAAUUACAAGUUCAAGAUACAGCAACACUUAAUGAUAAAAUGGAUCAACUUAUAAUGUCUGUUGCUGGUCUUUCGGGACAUAUGAGCAUGGAUCGAGCACAUGAAGUUGCUAAUGAAUGUCGUAAACUUAAUAAAGCACUUAAAGAAUGUGUCGAAGCAUCACAAACAUAUAAUAAUCGUGAACGUUUACUUGGUUUACCUGUUACAAAUUACGAUAAAUUAAGUAGACUCGUUAAAGAUUUCGAACCAUAUCGUGUUUUAUGGUCAACAACAUCGGAUUGGCUUCGUUCAUAUGAUAGUUGGAUGAAUGAUCCAAUUAUUUCAGUUAAUGCUGAAGAUAUUGAGAAGAAUGUUACUGAAAUGUAUAAAAAUACACAUAAAUCUAUAAAAACCUUUGCCGACAAUGAAGCUAGAUUUAUUAUUCUUGCUCAGAUAUAUGAUCCUGAUAUAUCAGAUCUUCGAGGUAUUCAACAGAUUGCAGUAGCAAUUAAAGGUCAAAUAGAAGAUUUUAAACCUUCAAUUCCAUUAAUACAAGCAUUACGUGCACCUGGUAUGCGUAAUCGACAUUGGGAAGAGCUUUCGGAAUUAGUGAAAAUGGCUGUACGACCAAAGAAAGAAUUAACAUUUGCUAAAUGUUUAGAAAUGGGCUUACAAAAACAUAUAGAAGUUAUAACAAAAGUAGCUGAAAAAGCAGCAAAAGAGUUUUCUAUUGAACAACAACUCGAUAAAAUGGAACAAGAAUGGAAACCAAUUCGAUUCGAAGUUUUACCAUACAAACAAACUGGUACAUAUAUAAUAAAAGCAUCUGAAGAUAUUUCACAAAUGCUUGAUGAUCAUAUUGUUGCAACACAAUCAAUGUCAUUUUCACCAUUUAAAAAAGCAUUCGAAGAACGUAUUGCUUCAUGGGAAAAUAAAUUAAAGAUUACACAAGAAGUUUUAGAUGAAUGGCUUGCUUGCCAACGUUCAUGGCUGUAUCUUGAACCAAUUUUUUCAUCAGAAGAUAUUAUUCGACAAUUACCUGUUGAAUCAAAACGAUAUCAAACAAUGGAACGUAUAUGGCGUAAAGUAAUGAAACAAGCUAAAGAAAAUCCUGAAGUCAUCUCAUUAUGUCCUGAAGCACGUUUACGUGAUAAUUUACGUGAAGCAAAUAAAUUACUUGAACAAGUCCAAAAAGGUUUAAGUGAAUAUUUAGAAACAAAACGUAUGGCAUUUCCACGAUUUUAUUUCUUAUCGGAUGAUGAAUUACUUCAAAUUUUAUCACAAACAAAAGAUCCAAAAGCUGUUCAACCACAUUUAAGAAAAUGUUUCGAAAAUAUUACUAAAGUUAAAUUUGAAGAUGAUAUGCGUAUUUCAAAAAUGUAUUCAGCUGAACAAGAAGAAGUUGCUUUUCGAAAAGAUAUAUAUCCAAUUGGUAAUGUUGAAGAUUGGAUGUGUGAAAUUGAAAAAGUUAUGCGUGAAACUUUACGACAAGUUAUUCGAGAUGCUUUACAAGAUUACGUAACACGACCACGUAAACAAUGGGUUCAACUUUGGCCCGGUCAAAUUGUUGUAGCUGGUUCACAAACAUUUUGGACUACACAAGUAUCCGAAGCCUUGGAAAAAAAAGAAAUUGUUAAAUAUCAUAAACAACAAUUACAUGAAUUAGAUGAACUUCGAGAAUUAGUACGUGGAGAAUUAACUGAUAAUGCACGUGAAACAUUAAAAGCAUUAAUUGUUAUUGAAGUACAUGCACGUGAUGUAGUUAUUAAUCUUAUUGAUGAAAAAGUUAUGAAUGUUAAUGAUUUUGAAUGGAUUUCACAAUUACGUUAUUAUUGGAAUGAAGAUCAUUUAUAUAUUCGUGCUGUCAAUGCUGAAUUUCGAUAUGGUUAUGAAUAUUUAGGUAAUACACCACGAUUGGUUAUAACUCCAUUAACUGAUCGAUGUUAUUUGACAUUAACCGGCGCUUUACAUUUGAAAUUUGGUGGUGCACCAGCUGGACCCGCCGGUACAGGAAAAACAGAAACAACAAAAGAUUUAGCUAAAGCUAUGGCUGUUCAAUGUGUCGUAUUCAAUUGUUCUGAUCAAUUAGAUUUUAUGGCUAUGGCCAAAUUCUUCUGUGGUUUAGCAAGUGCUGGUGCAUGGGCUUGCUUCGAUGAAUUUAAUCGAAUCGAUAUUGAAGUACUUUCGGUAGUAGCUCAACAAAUUCAAGUAAUUAAUCAAGCUCUUAUGCAAAAGGCUGAACGAUUCAUGUUCGAAGGAAAAGAAAUUGUACUUAAAUCAUCUUGUGCUGUUUUCAUUACUAUGAAUCCAGGUUAUGCUGGACGUACUGAAUUACCUGAUAAUCUUAAAGCUUUAUUUCGACCAGUUGCUAUGAUGGUCCCUGAUUACGGUCUUAUUGCUGAAAAUUCACUUUUUUCAUUUGGUUUUUCGGAAGCUAAACCAUUAGCGAAAAAAAUUGUACAAACAUUUAAAUUAUCAUCCGAACAAUUAAGUUCACAAGAUCAUUAUGAUUUUGGUAUGCGUGCUGUCAAAUCAGUUAUUUCAGCAGCUGGUAAUUUAAAACGUCAAUAUUCAACUAUGAAUGAAGACUUAAUCUGUUUACGAGCUAUUCGUGAUGUAAAUAUACCAAAAUUUCUACAAGAUGAUUUAAAACUAUUUACUGGUAUUGUUUCUGAUCUUUUCCCGAAAAUUAAAGAAGAACCAAUUGAUUAUAAAAUACUCGAAGAAGGUUUACGACAUGCAUGUAAACAACUUAAUAUUAAAGAUGUACCGGGAUUCUUACUUAAAUGUAUUCAAUUAUUCGAAACAACAAUUGUUCGACAUGGUCUGAUGCUUGUCGGUCCAACUGGUUCUGGAAAAACGAAAAGUUAUGAAUCUUUAAAAAUUGCGAUGACAUAUAUGAAAGGAAAAAUAAAUCCAGCCGGUACACCAUUCAAACCUGUAUAUACUUAUAUUCUCAAUCCAAAAUCUAUUACUAUGGGUCAACUAUAUGGUGCAUUCGAUGAUUUAACCCAUGAAUGGACUGAUGGUAUAUUAUCAACAUUAAUGCGAGAAGGUGUUGCAGCAGAAAAUGAUGAUAAACGAUGGUAUCUAUUUGAUGGACCUGUUGAUGCUGUAUGGAUUGAAAAUAUGAAUACAGUAUUAGAUGAUAAUAAAAAAUUAUGUUUGAGUAGUGGUGAAAUUAUAAAAAUGACUGAAGCAAUGACAAUGAUGUUCGAAGUUGCUGAUUUAUCUCAAGCUUCACCAGCUACUGUAUCACGUUGUGGUAUGGUUUAUUUAGAACCUUCUAUUCUUGGUCUUCAACCAUUUGUUGAAUGUUGGGUUAAAAAAUUACCUGAUCCAAUAUUUAAACAUUAUGAAGCAAUUAAUCAAUUGUUUAAUAAUUACCUUGAACCAUCAUUAAAAUUUAUUCGUAAAAAUGUUAAAGAAAUUAUUCCAACCUAUGAUAGUAAUUUAACGUUUAGUUUAAUUAAAAUGUUUGAUUGUUUCAUACAACCAUUUCGACCAAGAGAAUCAGAUAAACCAGCGGCACCUGAAGCUGCUGAACGUGUUGGUGAUUUAAUUGAACCAUGGUUUAUCUUUUCACUUAUUUGGUCUGUUGGCGCUUCAUGUGAUAAUGAUUCACGAAGAAAAUUUUCAGAAUGGUUACGACAAAAAUUGGAACAUGAUCCGAUUAAACUUGCCAUACCUGCUGCAGGACUUGUUUAUGAUUAUGUUUUUGAUGAUGGCGGUAUUGUCACUCCAAGUGAAGAACAAAAAGCAAAUGAAGAAGAAGGUGGUGAUGAUAGUAAAAAACGACAACCACGUUGGAAACAUUGGUUAGCUGAUUUACCACCAUUUCAAAUUUCACAUGAUGCAAAAUUUUCGGAUAUACUUGUACCAACUAUUGAUAAUAUUCGUAAUGCACAUGUUAUUGAAAUGCUUCUUCGAAUGGAUAGACCAGUUUUAUGUGUUGGUCCAACAGGAACAAGCAAAACAUUAACUGUUGCUGAUAAACUUAUGCGUUCAAUGCCAAAAGAAUUUAGUCCAGAAUUUAUUGUGUUUUCAGCAAAAACAAAUGCGAAUCAAACUCAAGAUUUAAUCGAUUCCAAAUUAGAUAAAAGACGUCGUGGUAUUUAUGGCCCACCACUUGGCAAAGUAUUUCUAUUUUUUAUUGAUGAUUUAAAUAUGCCAGCAUUAGAAACAUAUGGUGCUCAACCACCUAUUGAAUUAAUUCGACAAUUUAUGGAUUUUAAAGGUUGGUAUGAUCGAAAAGUUGUUGGUGAAUUUCGUACAUUAGUUGAUAUUAACUUUAUUGGUGCUAUGGGUCCACCAGGUGGUGGUCGUAAUCCAGUUACACCACGUUUAACACGUCAUUUUAAUUUUAUUUCAUUUACUGAACUUGAAAAUGACAGUAUGAAAAAAAUCUUUUCAACAAUAUUUAAUUGGUGGACAAGACAAAAUGAAUUUGUAUUAAAUCUUAGUGAUAAACUAAUUAUGUCAUCAAUUGAAGUUUAUAAAACAAUUUGUGCAUCAUUAUUACCAACACCAAGCAAAUCACAUUAUACAUUUAAUCUUCGAGAUUUAUCAAAAGUUUUUCAAGGAAUGUUAAUGAUGGAAGCAAAACGAAUUGAUAAUGUCGAAGGUCUUCUUCGUUUAUGGUAUCAUGAAAAUUGUCGUGUAUUUCAAGAUCGUCUAAUCAAUGAUGAAGAUCGAGAUUGGUUUCGUAAAUUACUUGGUGAUCGUAUGAAAGCAGAUUUUAAUAUGAAUUUUGAAAGUGUUGUACAAGAACCAGUACUCUAUGGUGAUUUUGUUGCUUCAUCGGCUGAUAAAUCUUAUCAAGAAAUCGAUGAUGUUAAAUUAAUGAAAAAACGUUUAGAUGAAUAUUUAGAAGAAUAUAAUCAAGUUAAUACUACAAAAAUGAAUUUAGUAUUAUUUUUGGAUGCAAUGAAACAUCUUUCAAGAAUUAUACGUGUUAUUAAACAACCACUUGGUAAUUCAUUAUUAUUAGGUGUUGGUGGUUCUGGUCGACAAUCACUUACUCGAUUAGCUGCAUUCAUUUCGGAAUAUGAACUUCGUUCGAUUCAAUUAUCGAAAAGUUAUGGUAUGAGUGAAUGGAAAGAAGAUUUAAGAAAAUUUAUGCUUCAUGCUGGCCUUCGUAAUACACCAACUGUCUUUCUUUUUUCGGAUACUCAAAUUAAAAGUGAAUCAUUUCUUGAAGAUUUGAAUAAUAUAUUGAAUAGUGGUGAUGUACCAAAUAUAUAUGCAAUUGAUGAACUUGAACAAAUCUAUACACUUAUGAAACCUGUUGUAUCAGAAGCUGGUUUACCACCAACAAAAACGAAUCUUUAUUCAGCUUAUACAAAACGUGUACGACAAAAUUUACAUACAGUUGUUUGUAUGAGUCCAAUUGGUGAAGUUUUUCGUGCACGACUUCGUCAAUUUCCAGCAUUAGUCAAUUGCUGUACAAUUGAUUGGUAUUCUGAAUGGCCUAAAGAUGCUUUGGAAGCUGUAUCUGAAACUUAUUUAAAUAAUAUGAUAACAUUAGAUGCUGAUGCUAAAGUUGUUCAAGGUCUUGUUAAAUUAUGUCAAGAAAUCCAUCAAUCAGCAGCUGUAAUGACAAUAAAAUAUCGUGAUGAAAUGAGUCGACAUAAUUAUGUAACACCCACAUCAUAUCUUGAAUUAUUAAAUAUAUUUUCAAAAAUAUUUGGCAAGAAAAAAGAUGAAUUAGUCUUUGCUAAAAAACGUACAAAAACUGGUUUAGAUAAAUUAUUAUCAACUGAAAAAGAUGUUGCUAAAUUACGUGUUGAAUUAAAUGAAAUGUUACCAUUACUUGAUCAAGCUGUACAAGAAACCAAUGAAACAAUGGCUAAAAUAGCUGAAGAUACAGCAAGUACAGAAGUCAUUAAAACAAAAGUUGCAGCUGAAGAAGAAGAAGUUCAAGUUAAAGUUCGAGAAACACGUGCUAUUGCAAGUGAAGCAUCGGAACGUCUUGCUGAAGCUUUGCCUGCACUUGAAGCUGCAUUACAAAGUUUAGAAGUUUUAUCUAAAAAUGAUAUUAAUGAAGUACGUGCAUUACAACGUCCACCACAAGGUGUUAAAUUAACAAUGGAAGCUGUUUCGAUAUUAAAACAAGUUGAACCAAAUAAAGUAACUGUACCUGGUAAAAAUAAAAAAGAAGAUGAUUAUUGGGAACCUGGCCGUGCUUUAUUAGCUGAUGCAGGAAAAUUUCUUCAAUCAUUAAGAGAUUUUGAUAAAGAAAAUAUUCCAGAAAUUGUUAUACAAAAAUUACAAAAACAUAUUGAUAGUCCAGAUUUUGAUCCAAUUAAAAUUGAGAAAACUUCUAAAGCAUGUAAAUCAUUAUGUAUGUGGUGUCGAGCAAUGUAUUCAUUUUAUAUGAUUAAUAAAGAAGUUGCACCACGUAAAGAAGCAUUAGCAAAUGCUGAAGCUGAAUUAGCUGUUGUUAAAGAAGUAUUAGCAACGAAAAAACGUGAAUUAAAACGAUUAGAAGAAGGUUUAAGAACAUUACAAGUUAAAUAUGAAGAUGCUGUUCGAAAGAAAACAGAUUAUGAAACAAAAGUUGAAGAAUGUAAUCAACGAAUUGUUCGAGCAGAACGUUUAACAACUGGUCUUGGAGAUGAAAAAAUUCGUUGGCAAGAAAAUGUUUUAAUGUUAGAUCAUGCAUUAGUAAAUGUUAUUGGUGAUGUACUUGUAUGUUCGGGAUUUAUUGCAUAUCUUGGUCCAUUUACUGCGGAAUAUCGUGAUAAUAUGGUUAAAGAAUGGAUAACGAAAUUAAAAGCAUACAAUGUUCCACAUUCGGAUAACCCUGAAUUAGUUCGAGUUCUUGGUGAUGCAGUUAAAAUUCGUAGUUGGCAAUUAGCUGGUUUACCUAAAGAUAAUUUAUCUGUACAAAAUGGUGUUAUUGUACAAUAUUCAAAUCGUUGGCCAUUAUUUAUUGAUCCACAAGGACAAGCUAAUAAAUGGAUUAAAAAUAUGGAAAAAAAUACUGGUCUUGAUGUUAUGAAAUUAUCUGAUCGUGAUUAUUUACGUACACUGGAAAAUUCUAUUCGAUUCGGUAAACCUUGUCUAUUAGAAAAUGUUGGCACUGAAAUCGAUCCUGCACUUGAACCUGUUCUUUUAAGACAAACAUUUCGUCAAUCUGGUAGUACAGUGAUAAAAUUAGGUGAUGCUGUUAUUCCAUAUCAUGAUGAUUUUCGUUUUUAUAUAACAACUAAAUUACCUAAUCCACAUUAUACACCUGAAAUAUCUGUUAAAGUAACAUUAGUUAAUUUUACAUUAUCACCUAGUGGUUUGGAAGAUCAAAUGUUAGCUCGUGUUGUUGCUGAAGAACGUCCUGAUUUAGAAGAAAUGAAAAACACAUUGAUUAUAUCAAAUGCAACAAUGCGUAAUGAAUUAAAAGCAUUAGAAGAUACAAUUUUAGAAAAAUUAAGUACUAGUGAAAAUCCAGUUGAUGAUAUUGAAUUGAUUAAUGCAUUAGAAGCAUCAAAAGCUAAAUCAACGGAAAUAAAAACAAAAAUGCAAGCAGCGGAACAAACAGAAAAAGAUAUUGAUUUGACUCGUGCUGAAUAUGUUCCUGUAGCUGUUAAUACACAGAUCUUAUUUUUCUGUGUAUCUGAUUUAGCAAAUGUUGAUCCUAUGUAUCAAUAUUCAUUAGAAUGGUUUACAAAUAUAUUUUUAUCAAGUAUUCAAAGUGCACCACGUGCAGAUAAUUUGGAACAACGUAUUAAAAAUAUCAAUGAAUUUUUUACAUUUAGUCUUUAUUGUAAUGUUUGCCGAAGUUUAUUUGAAAAACAUAAAUUAUUAUUUGCAUUCUUACUUACUGUACGAGUACUCAUGCAUCAAAAGAAAGUACAUUUGGUAAGUUAUAAUUAUUUUAUAUAA
This is a messenger RNA of Adineta steineri, 10587 nucleotides long. NCBI's taxonomy places the organism in Eukaryota, Metazoa, Rotifera, Eurotatoria, Adinetida, Adinetidae. The record is from the annotation of a GenBank genome assembly.